Messenger RNA from Lottia gigantea (owl limpet), 480 nucleotides. RefSeq lists its product as hypothetical. The transcript is spliced from 4 exons. The record is from RefSeq and is a predicted model, not a curated record. Bases 1 to 480 code for a protein of 159 amino acids. NCBI's taxonomy places the organism in Eukaryota, Metazoa, Mollusca, Gastropoda, Lottiidae.
AUGGCAACAGAAACUGAGAAUACAGAAAAUGUUGAAACUAUUGAUAUUGAUGCUACUGCCAUUGAACCGGAAGAUGGUGCCGAUCUGGAGAAAAAAUCAGCCCACUAUUGUUACCAUCAAGGUCGUAUUAUUAUGAACGGACGUGGACAGAGAGAUCCCGAUUCCUGUUCAAUAUUUAGAUGUAAUAACGGUCGAGUUAGACAAGAGCAGGAUCAAUGUAAACAUAAAGGAAGGUGUCAUCAAGUUGGCCGAUCCUGGAACGAGGACUGUACAACUUAUAGAUGUGACAGAAGAAGAGACAGAAAGAAUAGAAUCCGAUUUGUUGCCAGCCCUGUUUCUGCAAAAUGUGUUGAUGCCCACGGUAAUUGUCGUCGACCAGGAGAGAAGUUCCCACACGUUCAGAAUGGUAGAUACCGCAGUAGAUGUACUUGCAGACAGUAUAAAUAUGGUAAUGAAAUGAGAACUAGAUACAAAUGUUAG